AUGCAGAAGAAGAUCAAAAAGGGCAGAGGAAACCCCCUCAAUUGCACUGAGCUAGUAUCUCAUGAUGUACAAUUCAAUAACCAUCAUGAUCAAUGUGCACACGAAGGAGGAGCCUUUUCUCUUGGGAUCAGCAAGUACAAUACGAUGAUACGGUUCAGAUCCAAAGAAUGUGAGGCCGCGAUGAAAUUCGAGGCGUUGGAGGGUGACACUGAUAGGAAAGGAAAGGAAAGGAAAGGAAAGGAAAGGAAAGGAAAGGAAAGGAAAGGCAAGUUGUGCGGUGUUGUGUUGGAUGUGACUUUGAGAGGUGGGAGGCAAAUGAGAAGAGAGUGUGAAGUGUGA
Messenger RNA from Botrytis byssoidea, 339 nucleotides. RefSeq lists its product as uncharacterized. Bases 1 to 339 code for a protein of 112 amino acids. Lineage: Eukaryota; Fungi; Ascomycota; Leotiomycetes; Helotiales; Sclerotiniaceae. The transcript has a single exon. The record is from RefSeq and is a predicted model, not a curated record.